UUUUUGACUGUUGGUGCCCUUAGUGACUACCACAGUCAUCCCGAAGUCCUGGAGUCUCCUGAGCGCUGCCCGCCUCUACGCCGUGAAAGGAAGACGAAAACCCUGAACCCCGUGGCCAGGACUGGACACACGCCAUGAGCUCCCCAGAUGAGCAUCUGACCAAACGGGAUGCCUGGGGCCUCCACAGAUUCCCGACGCCAGAAAGCUGUCCAGAUGUUACCACUCUUUGGGAGGAUGUAGAGGCAGGGCCCAGUGGUGGAGGCGCACGUGCCCAGAGCUGCGCAGAACAACGGCAGGCUGCUGCCCUGUCCCCCAUCACCGGACCUGAGGGUGGUGGAGACUGGAGGGAUCUGAAAACAGACCCUAGAAGUAGGUCAAAAGUCAGCGUGGAGGACAUGCAGCUCUCCUCAGAAAGCCAGGCCGGGCAGCUUUCUGAUUCUGAGUUAUCUGAUGAGAGUGACAUCCAGGUGAUGAGAGUGAGCUUUUUCACCAAACAGCGAGGCCAGGCGUGGCCUAGCAGCUCCGAAGAACCUGAAGACACAUCACAUUCAAAACACAAUGUUGAGGACAAUUUAUCCCAUGAACCAGGCCCUGUCUCAACUCUUGCUCCCCAAGGGUUCACUUCAGGCAAGGAAAGGCAGGCCAUUAGAGAGCUGGCCAUGCCCUCCUGCAAGAAAACACAAAAUGUGGGCAGUGGAAAGGGAAGGAGCAAGUCCAGCCACUCCGGGACUGCUGCUUCAGGAGGCCUUCCCCGGGGCCCUACUAGGCAGAAGGUGGCACGGGAGAAGAAAACUCCAGGGGGUGCCUCAGCAGUUGACUCUGGGAGAAUCUUUCCUUCGUGGGGACAGAGAUGCUCGAUACCUCCCAUGGAAUCACCCAGUUUGCCUGCAGUCACUGGAGUGUCUCUGCUUGGGAAGUCCAAGAAAUACCCCUGCCUCCCUUCGGGACCCAGACACUCCAAGGCCAGCAGCACUGGGAAGAAAUCUUUGGCAAGGAGAAAGAGAGUGUCCCAGCCUGUGAAGGGAGAAGUUAAUGAACCAAAUAGAGAUGCGGUCCCCGGGGUCCAGAAGCCAAGGCCAACCUGCCGACGCAUGCAUCAUGAACAAGUCACAAGUGGGGACCCCAAUGCCAGAGCACCUGAAUUUCCAGAAAACGCACAGUCUUUGGUCCUAAGCCAGGGAGUCAGGCGCAGGAGUCCUGUACCAUCAGGCAACCAGGAGCCAUCUGUGUCCCUCCCGGGACCAGAAAUGCAACAGCAGCCACCUGAGGCCCCGGGUUGCCCUGGGUGUGUCAGCCUUCGGAAGGAACGAGACGACCUGAAGGAGCAGCUAGCCGUCAUGCAGUCCCUACUUGACAAGUUCCAGGCCCUCUGA
Messenger RNA from Tupaia belangeri chinensis (Chinese tree shrew), 1373 nucleotides. RefSeq lists its product as uncharacterized. The coding region runs from base 135 to 1373 and encodes 412 amino acids. The record is from RefSeq and is a predicted model, not a curated record. The transcript is spliced from 6 exons. NCBI's taxonomy places the organism in Eukaryota, Metazoa, Chordata, Mammalia, Scandentia, Tupaiidae.